Salvelinus namaycush (lake trout) is the source of this 690-nucleotide messenger RNA. Its product is annotated as galectin-5-like. Bases 1 to 690 code for a protein of 229 amino acids. Gene Ontology annotation, biological process: negative regulation of endocytosis; monocyte chemotaxis; eosinophil chemotaxis. The transcript has 4 exons. The record is from RefSeq and is a predicted model, not a curated record. Lineage: Eukaryota; Metazoa; Chordata; Actinopteri; Salmoniformes; Salmonidae. Gene Ontology annotation, cellular component: immunological synapse; nucleus. Gene Ontology annotation, molecular function: IgE binding; laminin binding; carbohydrate binding.
AUGGUAUCUGGCCCAGUCAGAAGCAACCAGGGGGUCUUGUCUGGUCGACACAGCCUGGACAACAGCCCACCCAACCCCAGGCCAUGCCCUGCUUUCCUGGGCAGCCCAGCACCCCCUGCUGGCCUGGUCCACAACCAUCCCAACCAGCCCCAGCUCCGGCUCAACCUCAGCCAAUGCCCUGUUUUCCUGGGCAGCCCAACACCCCCUGCUGGCCUGGGCAACAGCCAUCCCAACCAGCCCCAGCUCCAACCCAAAACUGGAACUGGCCUGAGCGUUCCCUACAACCAGAACCUACAAAGAGGCAUCUACGACAAGAUGAUGAUCACCAUCAUGGGCCGGGUCAAACCAAAUGCUAAGCAGUUCACAGUCAACUUCCUGCGAGGUAAAGACAUCGCCUUCCACCUCAACUCUCGGUUCAAUGAGGGGGGCAAGCAGGCAGUGGUGAGGAACACCAAGGUGGGAGAGCACUGGGGGAAGGAGGAGAGGCACACACAGGGAGGCUUCCCCUUCAUGGCCGGACAGUCCUUCGAGAUGAAGAUUCUGGUUACGUCUGGGGAGUUCAAGGUGGCUGUGAACGGAGCUCAGCUGUUUGAGUUUAAACACCGCGUCAGAGAACUCAACCAGAUCGAUCGCAUCAACAUCCUCUAUGAUGUCAUCCUCAUCUCCAUCAACGUAGACACAAUACCAUGA